This is a messenger RNA of Protomyces lactucae-debilis, 1760 nucleotides long. RefSeq lists its product as uncharacterized. The record is from RefSeq and is a predicted model, not a curated record. NCBI's taxonomy places the organism in Eukaryota, Fungi, Ascomycota, Taphrinomycetes, Taphrinales, Protomycetaceae. The transcript has a single exon. The coding region runs from base 1 to 1695 and encodes 564 amino acids.
AUGCCGCACAGAGGAAUCCGCACUCUCGCCGCCCAUCCUCCCUGCCUCCUCCAUUCUCGACGCAACACACCCAACACGCAGCAGUCCCAGCAAGACACCGAGUCCACCCAAGCACUCUCACCGACCAUGCCAUUUUUAUCCUCCGCCAAGCAAGGUGAGCCUGGGAGCGCCCAGAAACAGGGCCAGAAAGGCACCGAGCAUUCAGAUGCAUCCAACUUCUUCCUCAACAAGACUUCAGAUGACGCCGCUGGUGGUGAGGAGACCCCGGCGGACGAGCCUGCCAGUCCUAGUAAGAAGUCGAAGCGCGGUGAAGCAAAAGUCAGCGCAACGACUGAGACUGCCCCACGACGUGCCAGUGCUCGACAAGCCUCCAAGGCUACGGAAGUAGAGUUAGCUCCUCCCGCUGCUGCUCGAGGACGCAGCGGUAUCGCUAGUGCAUCUGCAUCGACAACACGCAAGCAGAAGGGGCCCAAGGCUGAUGUACAAGACAGCAACGAUGUCGACGCUCCCGCAGGUGAUGACGUGGAGAUGUCGGCCAAGCAGGACGAGGAGCUUGGCGAGGCACCGACAGAGUCCUAUAUUGCUGCACGCGCUGAAGCUACAGAUGACUUCCAAUCGACCAUUCAGCCUCCUCUCUCUCAACUCGCCAAGCAGUUGCGUAAGCAGAGGGUCGGCGGCAACAAGCGCAAACGAAAGGGUGGUCGUAAGACAAGUGAAGGCGCCGCUUCUGCAUCGGACGAUAGUGAUGCAGACCCAGACGCAGUCGUUGACAAUGGCGUUGAUGACGAUGAUGAAGAAAUGGAAGAGAAGAAAGUCAAGACCAAAGCGCCACGUAAGCGCGGACCUGCCAAACCGCGUGUUGAUGCUGAUGGCUACCCACUCAAGCGUGCCAAGCGAACGCAGAAUGGUAAGCCUAUGCGUGUGAUUUCUCGCAAGGGUGAAGGGAAGCAACGCCCUCUCGUGAAGCAAGAUGGUACGCCUGCUGUUGUCGAUACGCCCAAGCACAAGAAAGUGGAGGCAAAAUGCUACGAAUGCAAUGAAGUGCAGACUUCAAACUUUAGGCCCAUCGUGUCUGACUACGUUGGCAAGAAAUCCAAGGCUGUCGACCAGAUUCCUCGCGUCGUCGUCUGCAACCGAUGCUACUGCAAGAUGGCUCCUCGACCCGAAUACCUCAAUUGGCGUCUUGGCCUGUUGCGUACACAGGUUGAAAUCUUUGCACAGCAUGGCAUUCAGUACUUCCUGUGCGUUCGAUUCGACAUGGAGUCUCAGAAGGAUCUCGAGGCUACCCUGGAGUUCAUCGAGUACGUGCGGGAUGCCCUGCGAGCUGGCGAAGAGAUUGGUGGGCUCAAGGUGAAGCCAGUGUUGCCAAAUGUUAGCCACAACAACACGCCCCGUCGCCAUCACUCGCCUGACAUGCAGCAGGCCGCCAUGAUGCACCACCACCAGCAGCAGCAGCAGCAGCAUCACCAUCAGCAACACCAGCAGCAACACCACCACCAACUUCACCAUCUCCAGCAACAGCAGCAGAUCCACCCAGAAUUGCAGCAUGGCUUACACAACUUGCAGCAGAUGGCCAACCAGCCCCACAUGCCUCAAUUGAUGGGUGGUAUGACGGAGAGCGAUGCAGAGAUGGCUUUGCGCCAGAUGCAGCAUGGUGGACACAUCCCUGUGCCCGAACCCAUCUUGGAGAUGUGAGUGGCGUGUUUCGGGGUCCGUUGUCUAUAUCUUUAUGCAAAGAAAGUAUCGUUCCAUGCUCGCCA